GUUAUCCGUUCAUCCGUUGGUUUGUUGCACGAGAGGGGCUUGUCUCGAGGAAGAGGCCAGUAUGGAUCCGUCGCGGGAUAUUCAACAUUUUAAACGAAACAUCGCCACUCGGUCCACGGUGUCGUCGUGUUCCUCUCUCGCCAUGGAGAUCAAGAGAAAGAAAAUAAGAGAAAGCGUGUUUCUUCAAAACGAGGACUGCGAUAUUCAGGAAAGGUUGGAGUUUGAGAUGCGGAUGAGAGCUGGGGCUUACAAGCUUCUGGUUGCCAGUACUAAAAAAGAGCAGGUGUUGGAUGCUUCCAGGAGUCUGUUAACCUGUAACGCCCGAAUUAAAGCUUACAUGAGUGAAGCCCAGAGGAGAAUGCAGCAGCAGGACAUCAAAAGGUCUUCAGACUCUCUGGACCAAAUCCCUUGUAAGGGAAAGGUAGCCAUAUCUGGUCUACGGAUUCCAUUGUUCUGGAAAGAUACAGAACAUUUUAACAGCAAAGGGAAUGUGCAGCGGGUUGCAGUUUUCUGUUUGAUGAAGAUAGGCUCAGAGAUCUUUGACUCUGAAAUGGUGAUUGCAGAUCCCUCAAUGACUGAUAUUUGCUUUGAAGGUGUCCAAAGUUUCUCUGAAGCUAAGCCGGACUUUGAACUGACAUUUGAGCUGUAUAGCUGUGGACUGGAGGAGGAGACAACCUUCGUCAACACUCCAAAGAAACUGGCCAGGAAGCUGCGCUCCUCUUUUGGCAGAUCCUCAAGCAGGAAACUCUGCCCUCUUCUGGAUGGAGGAGACCCUGACACUUUCCUCCAGUCCAACCCAAUACCAGUAGGUGCUCGAUACUCAUUGUUGGCAUACACCACGCUGGGUUUGGAGCAGGCAGAGGGAUCUUUCCAGUCUCAUUCCCUUAUAAUCCUGCAAAACGUGGAGGCUUCGUCAUGGCUGCCGUUGUAUGGUAACUUGUGCUGUAAGCUGGUGGCACAACCUGACUGCAUGACACAAGACAUGAUGAGUGGAUACCUGAGCCAACAGCAAAGCGUUGAGGGUUUGCAGCGCCGCUGUAAGCUUUACUGUGUGCUGAAGGCCAGACAGAUUUCAUGCUAUUAUUCACCUGAAGAAAUCCAAGCAAAAGUGGAGCCCAGCCUUAUUAUUCCUAUAAAUAAGGACACCCGUAUUCGUGUGGUAGGAAAGGACCACCAGAGUACUGGCACUAGACUCAACCUGAUAAACCCGGGAAAUGGAGACUCUACCAGUCAUGUGUUCAUUACUGAAACCCCUGAUGUUUUACAGGAGUGGCUGGACGCCCUCUGGCAGCACAUUUAUGACCAGAGUCAGUGGCAACACGCAUGUGACAAGCUUAUGGAAAUUGAGGUUUUGUCCCCACGCAAACCCCCGCUCUUUCUCACCAAGCAAGCUGACUCUGUUUAUAAUGAUCUGAGCAUCGUGUCUCCUGGGAAAUUUGAGAGCUUGACUGACAUAAUUCACAAUAAGAUUGAGGAAACUGAUGGGCGCUUUCUCAUUGGUCAGGAGGAGGACACAGAGCCUCCUAAUUGGGCAGCACUGUUUGAAGGAUCCCGGCCAAUGGCGGUACAAAAAACUGUUCUUUCACCAGGUAAAGAAAGCAAUCAGUCUUUUACAAGUCCUGUCACGGCCAGCAAAAAGAAGAGGAGAGCACCUCCACCCCCUCCUGAUAAAUUACAGUUUAUUCAACCUACCAGCUUAUUUUCCAAUCAGGAGAAAGAGAACUGUAAGGGGGCAAGGCCUCGGACGGGGCGACCCUCCCUCGAUGCUAAAUUCUCUGCCAUCAUUCAACAGUUGCAGAAAAGCCACACAUCCACUCGCAAAACCGCACCCCUUGGACAGAUCGAGCCCUGUCAGUACCCUUGUGUUCCUCAGAAAAGAGAAGAUGAGUCGGAUAUACCUGAAAAUCCUGGGAAAGAACAAAGUCAGGCCCCUCAGCCACCUGUGCCGGCCCCCAGGAACAAACUGAAGAUGUCAUUCAGAGAGAAAAUCAACCCAAAAGCCUGGUGAAUUAAUGAGAAAUCUCUAUAAUUAAUGAUCUGCUAUGAAAAGAUAAAAUGUGCUUGGAUUCAUAAGGAGAUAAACUCCCUCUUGUCCUUUGAUUGAUCAUAUCAAGGGGCCAAGAGAAUGUAUGUAUGGCCUUCCUUGUUUGUUCGAGCUUAAACAAACACCCAGAAUCAGACAAAAUGUGCUUUUUAUAAAGUCUUACUAUUUUAAUUGUUUUUAAAAUAAGUUUUCAAUUUUCAUGAUUUUAUUUAGUUUUAAAAUUCACUUGAAUAUCAUGUCUUAUAAAGCUAGCUUUCUGUAAUAUCUACUCAUGAUGUAACCACUACAAACAAGCACUUUUGGCCGGCAGCACCUGCAUCAGGUGUGUGAGUUUUUACUUUCACCUUUAUAUGACCGAUAAUGUCAAAAUAUGUGUCUGUAGUAUGAAAACAGGUGCAUGUUUUCUAGUUUUUCUCAAAAUAUCAGUAGGUGAAGAAAGAUGCAUCAGGAACUGGUUAAUUAUUUUCUUUUAUUAGAUUUUAUACAGUUAAAACCGCUAAACAGGUAAAUAACAUUUUUACUUUUUUAUUUUUCAUGUUAGACACUAAGAGUUUAAUCUUAAUACUGGAUCAAGUAGUUAAAAUUAGUAAAUUUUUAUACAAGAUCUGAGCACUAUGAAACACUGUACGUAGGAUACAGUGUGUAUGAAAAUAUCUUGUUGGGUUAAU
Messenger RNA from Carassius carassius (crucian carp), 2712 nucleotides. It is a transcript of the gene rtkn2, whose product is annotated as rhotekin 2. Bases 62 to 2008 code for a protein of 648 amino acids. Gene Ontology annotation, biological process: hemopoiesis; positive regulation of cell population proliferation; signal transduction. The transcript is spliced from 12 exons. The record is from RefSeq and is a predicted model, not a curated record. NCBI's taxonomy places the organism in Eukaryota, Metazoa, Chordata, Actinopteri, Cypriniformes, Cyprinidae.